Molecule: messenger RNA, 939 nt
Organism: Medicago truncatula (barrel medic)
Lineage: Eukaryota; Viridiplantae; Streptophyta; Magnoliopsida; Fabales; Fabaceae
Product: albumin-1
Exons: 2
Coding region: 107-514 (135 amino acids)
Source: RefSeq, a predicted model, not a curated record
AUUUUUGCAUCGUGGCAAGCAUUAUUGUCGUUACUACCAUGAUACCUCUACAUACUGUUGCAUCCAAGAAUGAAGUAAAGUAACUCAGAGCUAUUCUUUCGUAGCAAUGGCUUAUGUUAAGCUUGCAUUGGCUGUCGUCUUUCUUGCCACAAUCUUAAUGUUCCCGAUGAAGAAGGCAGAAGCAUUGCCAGAAUGUGACAAAAAAGAGUGUAACAGAUGGAAAGAACAUUGUAGCAAAGAGUGUCUUUGUAUCGAGCUAUUUAUGGGUAUUGGUUAUUGCUAUCCCAUACCAACUGCGAUGAAGAAGUUGAAAGAACAUCCUAACUUAUGUCAAUCUCACAUGGACUGCAUCAACAAGGGAAGUGGGAGCUUCUGCAGUUAUUAUCCUAAUUCUGAAAUCCAACAUGGCUUGUGUUUUACAUCUAAGGUUGAAGCAGAACGCCGCUACUUUGAGUUCGAGGUUCUCGCCAACGCAACGGCAAAGGAUAUGCCUAUGGUGGUUGCCGCCGCUUAAUCUUCUUGAUAUGUUCAAGAAACAAAUUAUAAUCAACCAUGCAUGCAUGCAUGCAUUAUAUAUUACUAAUUUUAAUAAACGAUAUCUUUCUUUUCAACUAAUCAGUUGGCUUUUAGAUAUGGGUGUUCCACUUGGGUUGGCUUCAAUCUGAAUUUCAAUAAAUGUAGCAUGUAUGUGCAUGGGUGUAUCACUUUUUUUUUUUUUUUUUAAGAAAAAUUUUAAGGUGAGGGGUGCCCCAGUCCAAGGCAGGGAAGACCUUCGGGUUCAAAGAGCACUUACAAAGGUAAUUACAUUUACCUCCCUCCAAAGGCACGGGUGUAUCACUUCAAUAUAAAGUAAUGUUUUGAUUCUCAUUUCUCUUUUUAUAAUUCUUCUUGUGUAUAUUUAGUGGCCAAUUAAAGUAAUGUUUUAAUUCUUCUUUCUCA